Messenger RNA from Prosopis cineraria, 2733 nucleotides. RefSeq lists its product as uncharacterized. The record is from RefSeq and is a predicted model, not a curated record. Bases 141 to 2459 code for a protein of 772 amino acids. The transcript has 13 exons. Lineage: Eukaryota; Viridiplantae; Streptophyta; Magnoliopsida; Fabales; Fabaceae. Gene Ontology annotation, molecular function: protein binding.
AUUGCUGCUGGGCUCAGCCCCGGUCCUAGGUCCUUUCAUGGCUUGAUAGUGUCGCAUGUCCUCAAUGGUGAUGAAGAAGCCGCGGUAUUCCCUUUUUUAUCACUUGGCUGCACACAAAAUCCUGCAAUGCGCUUGUUAAGAUGCAAUCACUGAGAAGAGAGUUGAGUGCAGGGCUUCGUCCUGUUCACGAGACAUUUCUGGCCUUGAUUAGAUUGUUCGGGUGCAAAGGGCGUACCUCCAGAGGUCUAGAAAUACUUGCGGCUAUGGAAAAUCUAAAUUAUGAUAUACGUCAAGCAUGGAUGGUGCUUAUUGAGGAACUUGUUAGGAACAAUCAUUUGGAAGAUGCCAACCGAGUGUUCUUCAAAGGUGCCAAAGGAGGCCUGAGAGCUGCUGAUAAGGUUUAUGAUCUUCUAAUUGAGGAAGACUGCAAAGUGGGGGACCAUUCCAAUGCCUUGGAAAUUGCAUAUGAGAUGGAGGCGGCAGGGAGGAUGGCAACAACAUUCCAUUUCAAUUGUCUGCUCAGCGUGCAGGCUAGCUGCGGAAUACCUGAAAUAGCUUUUGCUACAUUUGAGAAUAUGGAAUUUGGAGAAGAUUAUAUGAAGCCUGACACAGAGACCUACAAUUGGGUUAUUCAAGCAUAUACUAGAGCUGAAUCUUAUGACAGAAUUCAAGAUGUUGCUGAGCUACUUGGCAUGAUGGUUGAAGAUCACAAGCGGAUACAACCAAAUGCUAAGACCCAUGCGCUGUUGGUGGAAUGUUUUACUAAAUACUGUGUAGUACGAGAAGCUAUCAGGCAUUUUCGUGCUCUUGAAAACUUUGAAGGUGGUACAACUUUGGUUCAUAAUGAAGGGAAAUACGGAGAUCCACUUUCACUGUAUCUACGGGCUUUGUGUCGAGAAGGGAGGAUUGUUGAAAUGCUUGAAGCUUUAGAAGCUAUGGCCAAAGAUAAGCAAGCAAUUCCACCACGGGCAAUGAUAUUGAGCAGAAAAUACCGCACGUUGGUCAGCUCAUGGAUUGAACCCUUACAAGAGGAGGCUGAACUUGGUUAUGAGAUUGAUUACAUUGCUAGAUAUAUUGCAGAGGGUGGCCUUACUGGAGCGCGCAAGCGAUGGGUGCCUCGAAGAGGAAAAACACCUCUAGACCCUGAUGCUGCUGGAUUUGUAUAUUCCAACCCUAUGGAAACCUCCUUUAAACAAAGAUGUCUUGAGGAGUGGAAACUACACCAUCGUAAACUUCUAAAGACCUUGCAAAAUGAAGGACUUUCAGUUUUAGGUGAUGGUGCAUCUGAAUUUGAUUACAUUAAAGUGGAGGAGAGGUUAAAGAAAAUUAUAAAGGGUCCUGAGCAGAACGUUUUAAAGCCUAAGGCUGCUAGUAAGAUGAUAGUGUCAGAAUUGAAGGAAGAACUGGAAGCACAAGGCCUGCCAACUGAUGGAACUAGAAAUGUUCUUUACCAGCGUGUACAGAAAGCAAGGAGAAUAAAUCGAUCUCGCGGUCGGCCCCUUUGGGUUCCUCCUGUGGAGGAGGAGGAAGAAGAGGUGGAUGAAGAGUUGGAUGCAUUUAUUUCAAGAAUAAAACUGUAUGAAGGAGACACAGAAUUUUGGAAGCGACGCUUCUUGGGAGAAGGCAUGACUAAUAAUCAUGAAAAGCCAAUGGAUUCCGGUAAACCUGGGCCUCCUGAAAUUUUGGAUGAUGUUGAAGCUGUGGAAGAUGCUGCAAAAGAAGUUGAAGAUGAUGAAGCUGAUGAGGAGGAGGAAGAGGAAGCAGAACAGCCUGAAGAAGCAGAACCAGCUGACAACCAAGAUGUAGACAGGGUGAAGGACAAUGAAGUUGAAACUCAAAAGUCCCUUCAAAUGAUUGGAGUUCAAUUGUUGAAAGAUUCUGACCAACCAAACUCCUCAUCAAAAAAGUCAAAAAAAGUGUCUAAGUUGCAGGUUGAGGAUGAUGAUGAUGAUGAUUGGUUUCCUGAGGACAUAUUUGAAGCAUUUAAGGAGCUAAGAAAACGGAAAGUGUUUGAUGUAUCAGACAUGUAUACCAUAGCUGAUGCUUGGGGAUGGACAUGGGAGAAAGAAUUGAAGAACAGAUGUCCACGUAGGUGGUCUCAGGAAUGGGAAGUUGAGUUAGCGAUUAAAGUUAUGCAGAAGGUUAUAGAACUAGGAGGAACACCGACUAUUGGUGAUUGUGCUAUGAUAUUGCGUGCUGCCAUAAGAGCACCUUUGCCUUCAUCUUUCUUGACGAUAUUGCAGACGACUCAUAGUCUUGGUUAUAAAUUUGGGAGACCGCUCUAUGAUGAGAUCAUCUCAGUGUGCCUUGAUCUUGGGGAACUAGAUGCGGCAGUAGCAGUAGUUGCGAGCUUGGAGACAACAGGGAUCGUAGUUUCAGAUGAGACCUUGGACAGGGUGAUAUCAACUAAACAGAUGAUUGACAACACUUCUAAUGUUGGUGGUGCUGAAUCGUCAUAAGUUUGUUGCUGUCGUUCAAAUAUGGACAAUGCACCUUGCUAAAUACCUUGGGCUCAGCCCAAUGUAUAGCAUCCCACACCAGUUUUGAUGUAAGUUUGCAACAGAUGCACGGGUAUAUAUGAUAAAAAGAACUAACUUUAAGUAACGAAAAUAUAUUUCAUAUAAUUAUAAUCAUAAUAUGUGGCAUGUGGUGAAGAAAGAAAUGUGAUAAUACUUGACAGAAGCUAUUGUAUUUGGCCACAAAAGAGUUCAAUAAAGAAGUCAUCAUUCACUA